CUAGCGAAAUAUUUGGCUUUGAUUUGCUCGUUUAUUUUCCUUUCCAGUGUUCUACAUGCGUUGUGUGCGAUCGUUAGAACAAUUACGUACCUCCCUAAUAGGGUGUUAGAGCGUUAAGAGCGAUACAGACCUUUCGAUAGAGGUAUAUUCUUCGUAUGCAGGUUGGUUUUAGGACGCAAGAUGAAGUAAGGGCUGUCUCAAACCUGGGAUAGCUAAACAAAUGUAAACAACCACUGGAUCAGCUGUGCGGUCGGCGAAACAAGGACGAAUCAGCGGGAUGCAGAUAUGACAGUGAAAGUUAUGGUUUGAUCAGCAUUGUUUGCAAUAAAUAAAAGGCAUAAAUUUGUGAUUUGCAUAAAGCAAAAUAUUUCAAUACACGAUAGGACAUUUUCUGACAGACACCUCCCUCCCCUUCGUCUUCUCCUCUGCUAGCUGCAACAGAUCGGUUGCUAAUGUUAGUAUAGAAGCUCAAUGGUUUAUUAUUUUUCUGGCGUUGCGAUCAUUGAAUACGUAGGUUAAUGUUGGCAAAGACGAGGGACUGCAAGUUGGUGUAGUGUUGUGUUUAUUAUUUUGAGUGUUAUAAAACUACAAGUUAAUUCGGGACAACUGAUCAAUUCGGGCCACCGUGCGUCAGAAAAUAGGACUCAGCAACCAAGUCACAUUUAUAUGAGUCAAGAAGUCCAACCUAUUUGAACAAACCUCCAAUUUCCUGGAGAGUAGUGUCGAUUAUCAGACUGACAUGGCACAUCAACAGAUGCCCAGCUCUCAGAAGGCCCUGAUGCUUGAGCUGAAGUCCCUUCAGGAGGAGCCAGUGGAGGGAUUCCGCAUAACUCUGGUGGAAGAGUCGGACCUGUACAACUGGGAAGUGGCCAUCUUUGGACCUCCAAACACACUCUAUGAAGGGGGAUACUUUAAGGCCCAUAUCAAAUUUCCCAUCGACUACCCAUAUUCCCCGCCAACCUUCCGCUUCCUCACCAAGAUGUGGCACCCGAAUAUCUAUGAGAAUGGGGACGUGUGUAUUUCCAUCUUGCACCCCCCUGUGGAUGACCCUCAGAGUGGCGAGCUGCCCUCUGAGCGAUGGAACCCCACACAGAAUGUCAGAACCAUUUUACUGAGUGUGAUCUCUCUGCUGAAUGAGCCAAACACCUUCUCUCCGGCUAACGUGGACGCCUCCGUCAUGUUCCGCAAGUGGAGGGACAGCAAGGGCAAGGACAAGGAGUACGCCGAAAUCAUCCGGAAACAGGUGGUGUCCACAAAGGCGGAUGCUGAGCGGGACGGCGUGAAAGUGCCCACCACCUUGGCUGAGUACUGCAUCCAGACCAAAGUGCCUUCUCACGACAGCAGCUCCGACCUGCUUUACGACGACCUUUACGACGACGACAUUCAGGAAGAGGACGAUGAUGACGACGAUGGGGAGGCCGGCAGUAUGGGCGGGGAAAUGGGGGCGGACUGCUUUGACGACGGCGAGGACUCAGGAAACGAGGAUUCCUGACCUCCCUCCGCUUUCCACGAGACACUCCACCCCCCCCCCCCCCCCCAC
Chanos chanos (milkfish) is the source of this 1540-nucleotide messenger RNA. It is a transcript of the gene ube2r2, whose product is annotated as ubiquitin-conjugating enzyme E2R 2. The transcript is spliced from 6 exons. Lineage: Eukaryota; Metazoa; Chordata; Actinopteri; Gonorynchiformes; Chanidae. The record is from RefSeq and is a predicted model, not a curated record. Bases 740 to 1492 code for a protein of 250 amino acids.